This is a messenger RNA of Eriocheir sinensis (Chinese mitten crab), 887 nucleotides long. RefSeq lists its product as uncharacterized. Lineage: Eukaryota; Metazoa; Arthropoda; Malacostraca; Decapoda; Varunidae. Bases 170 to 673 code for a protein of 167 amino acids. The record is from RefSeq and is a predicted model, not a curated record. The transcript has 3 exons.
CUACUCGCUAAACCCACAGUGCUGCUCGAUGCUGUUAGAACCUCUCCCAGCACUCCACACCACGUCCUACCCAUCCUAUAAUACGACCUAAUCUAACCAAGCUACCACAGGGGGGGCUUCUGUGUCCUAACCGCCCGCCUCACGAAGUACUUGCCCACCCAAACCCAUCAUGACGCAAGUUGUCGUAGUGUCAAGAGUUCGGGCCGUACCCAAGAACAGGCCGCUAGCGUUCGUAGGUCUCUCCUUGUUGAUGGCUAUCGUGGCUGGCAUCAACCUGGGCGUCGGCACCAACAUUUCCUGCUACAAUGACUACUACUGUGACUACCGCAGAAGGGCGUACAUCAUCUCCGGCUCCUGCUUCGUUGUUUCUGCAGUCUGCUUCCUGAUCGCGGCCAUCUCCCUACACAUGAAGAUAAAGAAGGCAGAGAGGAUGAAUGCGACCAACCCACCCCGACCACCUGUCACUGUCGCUGCCUACCCUUCCCAGCCUGUUGCCGCCUACCCAGCCAUGCAGACGCAGUACCCACCACCAUACCCGCCACCAGGAACGACCACCUACACGCUGGGUUCGCCCGGGGUUCAGUACCAAGCGCCUAUCGGGUUCAGUGUCGCCCAGCAGCCCACUCAAAGUGUUACUCAAGGGGUUAGCCAGCCCCCGGCGUACGCUCCAUAGUGAAUACGUGCUGUCCACCCCUCUGAUCACACACACACACACACACACACACACACACACACAGUAAGGUUAAGGUGUUUCAUGUUUUAUUAUUAUUAGAUUUAAGGGUUUGUUUGUGUUUUGUUUACUAUUGAAAUUAAUAAUAUACUUCUCUCUCUCUCUCUCUCUCUCUCUCUCUCUCUCUCUCUCUCUCUCUCUCUCUCUCUCUCUCUCU